This is a messenger RNA of Daphnia magna, 738 nucleotides long. Its product is annotated as mediator of RNA polymerase II transcription subunit 29. Gene Ontology annotation, molecular function: transcription factor binding; transcription coregulator activity. The transcript has 3 exons. Gene Ontology annotation, cellular component: mediator complex. The record is from RefSeq and is a predicted model, not a curated record. Gene Ontology annotation, biological process: regulation of transcription by RNA polymerase II. NCBI's taxonomy places the organism in Eukaryota, Metazoa, Arthropoda, Branchiopoda, Diplostraca, Daphniidae. Bases 1 to 669 code for a protein of 222 amino acids.
AUGAUGGCUAUGCACAUGUCCGGUAUGUCAAAUCAAGGAGGAAUGAUGAAUAUGACCCCGCUACAGCAGCAGCAGCUUCUUCAACAGCAGCAGCAACAGCAGCAGCAGCAACAACAGCAGCAGGCAUCAGGGAAUAAUAAUCCUCAACAAAUGUUGCAGCAUCAGCAACAGCAACCCUUAGUUCCAACUCAACAGGUAGCAGCAAAUCCAAGUAUGCCCAACCCAUCUGCCCCCCAUCCAACUACCGAACAACAAAAGCUUGAUCACAUUGCAAAAGUCAAAACACUUCUUUGGCCACUCAAAGAGAGCUUAAUAGCAAGUUUUAAGACAGCUGCUCAGAAUUUUAAUCAGAAUGGCAUGAUAGAUUUUGGAACUAUGAAAGGAACAGAAGCUAAUAUACUUCGCUUUGACAAACAGCUGGAGGAGUUCUAUUCCAUUUGUGACCAAAUAGAACUCAAUCUUCAAGCUGCCAUUGGGUGUGCCUCCCAGGUUAGCACCAGCCAACGACAUGUCCCAUCUCAAGUUUCUGUGGUAAGACAAGAACCUGUUGUUAGUCAGGAAAUCAUUUCUUAUCCCAACUAUGUUGGGGUAGCUAAAACCCAAGUAGCAUAUGUUAAGGAUGUAAUAGAUACUCUAAAUGAUGCUGCCCAGAACCUCUCUAAUGAUUAAACAAAUUAUCCGUCAUAUGACAAUUUGCUUUUCUUUUUUGUACUAAAAAUACAUUUGUUUGGUGAACUA